CUACUAUUAUACAUAAAUAUCUGGACUGGACCAGACCAGAGCUUGGAUAUCAAUGGCGGACUAUACUACAGAGAACAAUCUUCAUCAUCAACAUCAACAACAACAAACCCUAAUCUCAAAAGAAACAGCACUCCAAGCUCUCAACACAAUCGUCCAACUCCAUUUCGAGAAAACCCUGGAAAAGAAACGAGCCGUGGACGCCCAAAAAAAAGAACUCUGGAAACUCUUCCAGAUCUUCUUCCUAUUCCUCUCAAUAAUCUUCGCCACCAUUUCCCUUUCCCCUUCCCACCGUCUCCAGUGCCGCCAUUGUUGGAUCCCGAUCGGACUUCUUUCUCUAGCCCAUCUAAUCUUCUACGUCUCUGUUGCUCAAAUCCUCAGAUGCGUAAAUGGGUUCAAGUAUCAGAGAAGAUGCCAUAAGCUCACACUCGGCCUUGCCACGGAGCGGCUACGGCAGAUGAAGAUGAGAUACGGCGGCGGUGGUGGAGGAGAGGAUGGGGGAAUAAUGGGUGAUGAUUUUGAGAUACAUUAUCAAGAACCGCCGGAGAGUUAUUUUGGUAAGUUUAAGAGGAAUUGGGCGUUGCAUUUUGGGUUUUUGAUCUUUGUUUAUGGGUUUAUGAUUUCUUCCACUGUCGUUCUUAUCUGUUUCUAGAUAUAUAUAUAUAUAGAUCUCAUUGUUCUAGAUAUUCCAGGGGAGUUGAUUUGUUUGGAAAACUGGAUUCAGGAUAGAGUAUCUUUCAAUUAGUUUGAUUCAUUACAUUGGGUGGGUUGAGUUUGUUCUUCAAAAUCUUGAGAAUUCUUAGAACUUUUAAGUUGAAUCUUAUUUAGAACUCCUUUGGAUUGGAAUCAUGUUUUAGAAAUCCU
Molecule: messenger RNA, 861 nt
Organism: Impatiens glandulifera
Lineage: Eukaryota; Viridiplantae; Streptophyta; Magnoliopsida; Ericales; Balsaminaceae
Exons: 1
Coding region: 53-649 (198 amino acids)
Source: RefSeq, a predicted model, not a curated record